Molecule: messenger RNA, 2417 nt
Organism: Hyaena hyaena (striped hyena)
Lineage: Eukaryota; Metazoa; Chordata; Mammalia; Carnivora; Hyaenidae
Gene: SLC35B3
Product: solute carrier family 35 member B3
Exons: 11
Coding region: 830-1939 (369 amino acids)
Biological process (GO): transmembrane transport
Cellular component (GO): Golgi membrane; endoplasmic reticulum membrane
Molecular function (GO): 3'-phosphoadenosine 5'-phosphosulfate transmembrane transporter activity
Source: RefSeq, a predicted model, not a curated record
UGAUUUCCUCAUAUUCUACCCUCUAGUAGUGGGUGACUUUUCUUCUAAAGGUUGGAAAAAGCUAGAUUAAGAAAUGAACUGAAGGAAUUUUAACUUAAGUAGGUCAUUGCAAACCAGUGUUAUUACCAGUUAUUUAUAAUUUUUAGACGUCAGUAUAUGCUGCCUUUUUCCAUUUUAGCAGUUACUUUGUACCAUCAAAUAACUAAAGUUAAAUAUCUGUGUUGACUUUAAGAAGAGGUCUCAGGCACUGAUUCACACCCUUGGGGUUUUUUUUCUUCCCUUCAAGGGUUACUGUGAAUUUCUAAAGCAGAGCAAAAUGCUGAUUAUUUAAUUUGAAAACAGGUUUAAUUCUGUGCUUGAUAUUAUUUUUACUGCAUGGAAAGGACACUGACCUAAUUUCUGUAGAUGUUGAUUAAUAUCCAUCAUUAAUGUCUGAAGCAGAAGGCAUAUGGCAAACUUUCAGGAUCACUGUUACUGGGUUUCAGACUUUACAGUUUUCCUUCAUCAGUCAUGUGAUCUGACCAGUGAAGUUCUGAUUAAUAAAACUGCAUCUAGAUGCACAGCCCUCCAAGGCAGAUUUUCUGGAGCUGGUGCCUCAAAUCAUUUAAAGCAUGAUUUAUAAAGAAAGUCAAAUCGCAAGGGUGUCCUGCAAGAUGACUUAAAGUCUUAACUCAGAGAUGGGAGUGAUUGAAACAUAGUGUGGAAAGGAAGAACAUAUAUAAAGAAGAAGAAACAGGACUUGGCUCAGCAAGCAAAAGAAACACAGAACAAAGGAGAGGAAACCAGCAAAGAUAAUUUUGGAAGCACUGAAUGCAGCAAAACAAGAACAAUGGAUCUCAAGUUCAACAAUUCCAGGAAAUACAUUUCUAUAACUGUCCCUCCCAAAACACAGACAAUGUCACCACAUAUCAAGUCAAUAGAUGACGUCAUGGUGCUUGGCAUAAAUCUCAGCAGAUUUAACAAACUUACUCAGUUUUUCAUAUGUGUCGCUGGAGUUUUUGUAUUUUACCUAAUUUAUGGAUAUUUACAGGAAUUAAUAUUUUCAAUGGACGGUUUUAAGUCCUAUGGCUGGUACCUUACUUUAGUACAGUUUGCAUUUUACUCCAUAUUUGGCCUAAUAGAACUGCAGCUUAUUCAGGACAAAAGGAGAAGAAUACCAGGAAAAACCUACAUGAUAAUAGCUUUUCUAACUGUGGGUACUAUGGGGUUAUCAAAUACUUCCUUGGGCUACCUGAAUUAUCCCACCCAAGUCAUCUUCAAGUGCUGCAAAUUGAUUCCUGUUAUGCUAGGAGGAGUUUUUAUUCAAGGGAAGCGUUACAACCUUGCAGACGUGUCGGCAGCCCUGUGUAUGAGCCUGGGCCUGAUAUGGUUCACCCUGGCUGACAGCACGAUUGCUCCAAAUUUCAACCUUACAGGUGUGAUCCUUAUUUCCCUGGCCCUGUGUGCAGAUGCCGUCAUUGGAAACGUUCAAGAGAAAGCCAUGAAACUGCAUAAUGCUUCCAAUUCAGAAAUGGUUUUGUAUUCAUACUCCAUCGGUUUUGUGUACAUUUUACUGGGACUGACGUGCACUAGUGGGCUAGGCCCCGCAGUAACAUUUUGUUCAAAGAAUCCGAUUCAGACCUACGGUUAUGCUUUCCUUUUUUCCCUCACUGGGUAUUUUGGAAUCUCCUUUGUUCUGGCUUUGAUUAAAAUUUUCGGUGCCCUUCUUGCUGUAACAGUGACAACAGGAAGAAAAGCAAUGACUAUUGUGCUUUCAUUUAUGUUCUUUUCUAAACCAUUCACAUUUCAGUAUGUCUGGUCUGGUUUGUUAGUUGUCCUUGGUAUAUUUCUCAAUGUUUACAGCAAAAAUAUGGAUAAAAUAAGACUACCAGCACUAUAUGAUCUCAUAAACAAAAUAGUGGAAAUGAGAAAGUCAAGGACGUUGGCACAAACUGUAUAGAGAGUGAUUCACCCUGUUUAAAAUAGAAUUCUAAGGGAGUAAUCAUCAAGUAAUUAACUUUCCGAAGGCAUUAUUAUAAAAACCAAAGGAUCUGAAGGCAUGCUACCCACUUGUGGAUGGGUCCCUAUGAAGUCAGCCUUUUCUUCAGGACACUUGCUUAACUUGUUUGACUUCAAGAGAAGCAAUCAAGAGAGCCGCGUCUGGCACGCCUUAGAAUGAAACGUCAGUGUGAAGGACUAAUUCUCAGCAACCUGUUGAGAAUUUUACUGGAAAUGGACCAUGUUGCAAAACUAAUUGGAUAUCAUUAUGACGUAUCAUAGAAAUUGAUAUAAUAAUAUCAGUUAAUAGAUUGUUUUGUCUUCAUUCCAUUUUGGUGGUGUUAUUUAAAUGAUUCUCUGUUAUAAGAGUGAACUGUUGAUUUAAAGUCUAGAAAGAAUAACUUCAUUAUAAAUAAAAAUUAUUCUGUGAUUUUUUUUAA